This is a messenger RNA of Selaginella moellendorffii, 1438 nucleotides long. Its product is annotated as phosphatidate cytidylyltransferase 1. Gene Ontology annotation, molecular function: phosphatidate cytidylyltransferase activity. Gene Ontology annotation, cellular component: endoplasmic reticulum membrane. The transcript has 12 exons. The record is from RefSeq and is a predicted model, not a curated record. Bases 17 to 1336 code for a protein of 439 amino acids. Lineage: Eukaryota; Viridiplantae; Streptophyta; Lycopodiopsida; Selaginellales; Selaginellaceae.
GCUCUUGGCUGGAAGCAUGCAGCCCGACGGAGAGGACGCCAUGGCGUUGCCAUCGCCAGCUGCGGCGGCGCUCGUCGCCACCGCCAGCGUCGCGACGCAAGCUGCCGUGGCGAGGCAGCGGCAUCGCAAGCGCAGCCACGAGGAAUCGCGAAGCGCGGAUUUCGGUAGAACAAAUGGGGAGCUUCUUGUGGACGAUCGCAACAAGUACCGGAGCAUGAGGACUCGAGUCCAGUCGUCGGUGCUCAUGAUCGGUGGCUUUGCGCUCAUCGUCUAUCUCGGCCACCUCUUCAUCGCCUUGAUGAUCGUGGUCAUCCAGGUGCUCAUGGCCAAAGAGCUUUUCACGCUCGCGAGAGCUUCUCACAGGGAACGAGAUGGACAGCCUGGCUUUAUUAGGCUUAAUUGGUACUUUUUCUUCACAGCCAUGGUAUAUGCCUACGGUAGGUUCUUGAAAAAGCAGUUUGUGAAUACCAUCUCAUCCGACAAGAUUCUCCUCAUGAUCUUCAGCGGGCUCAUCAAGUAUCACACGAUGAUCUGCUAUCUGAUCUAUAUCACAGGAUUCGUUUCGUUUAUCCUCACCCUUAAGAAGCGGAUGUAUCGGCAACAGUUUGGAGAGUUUGCUUGGACGCAUAUGAUACUGUUCGUCGUUUUCGCGCAGUCGUCUUUCACUGUCGCAAAUAUUUUCGAAGGCAUAAUAUGGUUUCUUCUCCCGGUCUCGCUGAUCGUGAUCAACGAUAUUGCUGCCUACUUGUUUGGAUUCUUUUUUGGACGAACGCCUCUUAUAAAGCUGUCGCCGAAGAAGACUUGGGAGGGCUUUAUUGGUGCUUCUGUCACGACUAUAAUAUCUGCUUUUUUGCUGGCGGAUAUCAUGGGAAGGUCACAAUGGCUGAUUUGCCCGCGGAAGGAUUUGACAGUGAGUUGGCUGGAGUGCGAUCCGGAUCCCGUGUUUAAGGAUGUUCAAUAUCAACUUCCGUCCUGGAUAACCUUUGUGACACGCCGGGAGUACGUAGAGGUGAUGCCUUUGCAAAUUCAUGCACUUGUGUUUGGAUUGUUUGCCUCGAGCAUUGCCCCCUUCGGUGGAUUUUUUGCCAGUGGCUUCAAAAGAGCAUUCAAGAUAAAGGACUUUGGAGACAGCAUUCCCGGGCAUGGAGGAAUGACAGACCGCAUGGACUGCCAGAUGGUUAUGGCCGUGUUCUCGUACAUUUACCUCCAGUCCUUCAUUUCUUCGCACAACUACACUGUAGAAAGCUUUCUGGCGCAGAUUCUAGCCCAUCUUUCCAAGGAGGAGCUGAUAGAACUCCACUUACGGCUUACAAAUAUCCUGCUGCAGCAGAACUAAAACUAGCUUUUGUGGUCACUUGUAGGAGCUGCUGUACAUUGUACUGUAACUUCUAGGCUGGUGUAUAGCUUUUACGUUGCGAGAAUCGAUUCAAGUAGCAUA